CUUCAACACAAAUUAUCAAAUUGAUUUGGAAUUAAGAUAUGUUUUUUUACUCAUCAAUGGGUAUUGAUUCAUUGUAUUAAUUGUUGAAUUGUCGCUCAUUAUUUGAUAGUUGAAUUUUUAAAAAAAAUCUUAACAGUUCAGUGGCUUAAAUGAAAAUUUUUAAAUAGUUUAGUGACUGUUUUGUAACAUUUUUAAAUUUAGUGACUGAAAUGUAAUUUACUAAUAGUUUAGUACCUGGGUUGUAGUUUACCCAAACUUAUUACGCCCUAAUUUUCCCUUCAUUUAUUUGAUUGUUUCUAUCAUCAUCUUCCUCCUACCAUCGUCCAUCUCUGCAAAUCAGGUUUUUUUUUUCUUUUUCAUCUCAGUUUUCACCCCCCGUUGUGUUCGCUGGUUUUUGCCGGAUCUUACCCGUAGCCCGUUUCGGAAUCCGUAUCGGAUCGUGUCGACAGGGGUACUGCGCCCCAAAUUGCGGAGUUCGGGUAACGAAAAUCGCGGGGCUAUUGUAUAGAGCUACAAUUAUCUGCUUUACAACUCAUGUCUGGACCAAAUGAAGAUAAUAAUACUCAGCUUUCAUCUCACAUUUUCGGAGAUCUCUUGGAUUCCAUAAUUGUUGAUGUUGCAUCCGAGUGUCAUCGGAUAGCAAAAUUGGGGCUCGACCGUAAUUUAGAGGAAGAAGAAGAAGAAAUGAGGUUAUCAGCUCAAGCCCGAGCAAGGGUAGCUGAUCCUAGUAAUAGCAGUGAAACAAACACCAAGUAUGUAGUGGAUAUAUUUGGACAAACACACCCAUCUGUAGCCACUGAAAUAUUUGAAUGCAUGAAUUGUGGGAGAUCCAUUGCUGCAGGGAGGUUUGCUCCUCACUUGGAAAAAUGCAUGGGAAAGGGUAGAAAGGCACGUCUCAAGGUUACUAGGAGUAGCACAGCUGCACAAAACCGGUAUUCGCGAGGCAGCCCUGUUUCUACCUAUUCUCCUUAUUCGAAUUCUACCAGCACAAAUCGGUUAUCGAAUGGAACCCCUAGUGUUGCAGGGGAGGAGUAUUCAAAUGGCACUUACGAGGAACCAUGGAACAAAACUUGAGCCAAGGCUUUUAACUUGUGUAAUGCAGCUAGUUAAAUUGAACUCAAAGCUUGUCUCUCUAGAUAGUUGAUAGCUUAAUUGGAAAAAUGGGAGGCAAUAUUUAAGAAGAAUGAUUCAACUUGCAGAAGCUUUUUUGAUUCCUUUGAAUUGUAUGUUGCAUCUAUCAUUUUCAUUUUUCUUGGUCUGUGUUAAACUGCUAUAAAAGACAAGUUGGGGAAAAGUAAAGAAGUAGAGCAGGGGCUGAACGAAAUUGACAUGAGAGCAUCUGUAAAGUCUCAUUGCAAUUGAUUCUAUUGUGUUUAUGUGGACGGCAGUAUAUGUCUAUUUCUUAGA
Messenger RNA from Gossypium raimondii (Peruvian cotton), 1407 nucleotides. Its product is annotated as SAGA-associated factor 11. Bases 535 to 1074 code for a protein of 179 amino acids. The record is from RefSeq and is a predicted model, not a curated record. The transcript is spliced from 3 exons. NCBI's taxonomy places the organism in Eukaryota, Viridiplantae, Streptophyta, Magnoliopsida, Malvales, Malvaceae. Gene Ontology annotation, cellular component: DUBm complex; SAGA-type complex.